Molecule: messenger RNA, 1457 nt
Organism: Trichogramma pretiosum
Lineage: Eukaryota; Metazoa; Arthropoda; Insecta; Hymenoptera; Trichogrammatidae
Product: BTB/POZ domain-containing protein KCTD9
Exons: 7
Coding region: 1-1173 (390 amino acids)
Biological process (GO): intracellular signal transduction; protein homooligomerization
Molecular function (GO): protein binding
Source: RefSeq, a predicted model, not a curated record
AUGAAGAGAGUUAUUCUUUUUUUGAACGGUACUGAUGUCAAUGGGAAGGUAUUUUUAGUAACACAUUGCAUAGAUGAACUUUUUAAAGAAGCUAGUAUGAAGUUCAACAUUAAAGCCAAAAGACUCUUCACCCCCCAAGGAGGGGAAAUUGAUGAUAUUAAUUUAAUAAGGGAUGAUGAUAUUCUAUAUGUAUCUAGUGGUGAAGAUUUUGCUUGGACAAGUAAAGAAUAUUCGUUAGGUAAUAAGAAUACUGAUUGGGUCACACUUAAUGUUGGAGGCAAAUAUUUUUCAACCACUAGAAGUACUUUAAUUAAUAAAGAACCUAUGAGUAUGUUGGCCAGAAUGUUCACUGAAACUGGUCACAAAGAUUGUCAACUAUUGCCUGGUAGAAGAGACAAAAAUGGAGCAUAUUUAAUAGAUCGUAGUCCAACUUAUUUUGAACCCAUCUUGAAUUACUUGAGGCAUGGACAGUUGAUCAUGGAUUCUACGUUGAACCCUUUGGGUGUUUUGGAAGAGGCUCGAUUCUUUGGUAUCGAAGGAAUUGUUAGUAAUAUAGAACAAAUGAUUCAAGAAGAGGAAGAAGAAAAAAAACAAGGACCGCUCACAAGAAAAGACAUUUUGAAAGCAAUCAUGUCAACUCCCACUAGUACAGAGUUACGUUUUCAAGGUGUUAGUUUAAUUGGUGCAGAUCUUUCAAAAUUAGAUUUGAGAAAUAUUAAUUUUAAGUUUGCUGAUUUACGUCACUGUAAUUUAUCUUCUGCAAAUUUGACUGGGUGCUGCUUAGAAAGGGCCGAUUUAUCCGGCGCGAAUCUUGCUGGGGCCCAACUUGUAUGUGUCAAAAUGAGCUGUGCCAAUCUCGAAGAUGCUGACUUACACUCGUGUAAUUUUGAAGAUCCUGGAGGGAAACCAGCACUCAUGGAGGGUGUCAAUUUGAAAGGUGCAAAUCUUGAAGGCAGUAAUAUGGCUGCUGCUAAUCUCCGAGUUGCAACGCUUAAACAUGCUGUGUUGCGAAAUUGUGAUUUAAGAUCAGCUGUCUUAGCUGGUGCUGAUCUCGAGAGUUGCGACUUGUCAGGUUCGGAUUUGCACGAAGCAAAUCUCCGAGGGGCCAAUCUUAAGGACGCUGCUUUUGAAUUAAUGUUAACACCAUUACAUAUGUCCCAAACAAUACGGUGAUUUAUAAUUCUUACUAUGAAGUUUAUUUUGUAAAUUGGAUCAAGUAUCGAAAAAAACGUUAGUUAUACUUAUGUUAAUAUUUUUUUGCUGUGUUCGUCGACUGAUUUAUUAUACGGUUAUUAAUAUGAUAAAAAUAAUUUAUUUUCAUAUAAUGUGAUUAUUGUUGUUACUAUUAGUAAAAUAAUUAUUAUUAUUUAUGUACUAAUAAUGUUGUAUCAUAAGUAGAUCAUUUUGUUGUAUAUGUCUGUCCAUAGAGAAAUAAUAAAAUUAUUUUUUAUAAGGUU